GUCCAAAUACCUAAAGAGAGAAACCGAUCUGCAAUCCUGGGUUAUGUCCAGACGUGCCGGCCUGAGACUGCUUGCUGUGGAGAGGCAAGCGAUGCCUGAGGCACUGCAGUUAGCGAUAACAGGCAGGCAAGAAAGGUCAAGAAAUGGUUCUUCAAAAAGCUCGAGAGAAGGCAAAAGGGAGGGAGAGGUAUAAUCGCUCCUUUUUUAGGAGGGCAUGGUGGUGUGGGAGAAAGUGCACAUCGGCCCUAGCCAGGCGGUCCACGAUCUGGGGCCUGGGGGCCAGAUUUGGGGGACCUCGGGUAACACCCGGGCUCCAGCUUGAUGGCUGUGCGUGUGUGCUCAAGUUUCUUCCUUAAACACAGAGCGAGGUUAAUAAUACCUAACUCGUGGAGGUUUUGAUUAGAUUGACUGAUAGCGGAGGCAGGGCGCCCAGCUCGGAGCAAGCGCUCACUCACUAGGUAUGCUCUUUCCCGGGAUGGGUGGGGUGCAGAGAGAACUCCUCCAGGGGGCUCCCAAACUCGCGUCAUUCGCCACUUGGGCUGGCUUAUAAAAACUGCACCAGCGCCCCGAGAUCAUUUUUAGUUUCUCUUCUUUCGGAGGAAGCCUCACCCGCUGGGGCACCUCACCCUCGUGGACGCCAGAACCCAGCGGGAGCCGCCGUCCUGCUGCUCGCUUUCCUUCCAUUCGGUGGCCGUCGCGGUUGACUUAAAAUCUGACAGGCGGAUCGGGUCGGUGACAUCUGCUCUGUUGACCCGGAGCCGAGUGGGAAACCGAAACCACUGGGCUCGGUUAACGGCGGCGGAGAGCGCGCGCUCGCGGGCCCCGGGCGCGCCCAGCCCAGCACCGCCCGCGCCCGCCCCCGGGGCUCUCAUAAGUUUCGAUUCUCCCCGGAGCUGCGUCCCGCGCCGCGGCAAGGCCAGCGCAGCGCCAUGGCGGACCCGGAGGUGUGCUGCUUCAUCACCAAGAUCCUGUGCGCGCACGGGGGCCGCAUGGCCCUGGACGCGCUGCUCGACGAGAUCGCGCUGUCCAAGGCGCAGCUCUGCGAGGUGCUGCAGGCGGCCGGGCCCAACCGCUUCGCGGUGUUGGAGACCCGCGACGGGGCCGGGGUCACCCGGUCCGUGGUGGCCACUACCGGAGCCCGGAUCUGCCGUCGUAAGUUCUGCAAAAAAGGCUGCGGAAACCUGCACCUCUGCAAGCUCAACCUGCUGGGCCGCUGCCACUAUUCGCAGUCGGAUCGGAAUUUAUGCAAAUAUUCUCACGAUGUUCUCUCGGAAGAGAAUUUCAAAAUCCUGAAACAGCAUGAGCUCUCUGGACUGAAUAAAGAAGAAUUAACAGUGCUUCUUGUCCAGAGUGACCCUUUUUUUCUGCCUGAGAUAUGCAAAAAUUAUAAGGGAGAAGGUCGAAGGCAGAUUUGUAACCAGCAGUCACCAUGUGAAAGGCUUCACAUCUGUGAGCACUUCACCCAAGGGAACUGCGGUUACGCCAACUGCAUCCGGUCCCAUAACCUGAUGGACAGAAAGGUACUGGCAAUCAUGAGGGAAUACGGACUGAGCGCAGAAGUGGUCCAGAACAUUCAGGACAUCUGCAACAACAAACACAACCUCAGGAAACCCUACGGGUUGAGAGCUCCUCCCUUACAGCGCCGAGACAGGGCGCAUGGAGGUCGAAGCAAGAGUAAAGAUCGAUUCUUCCGGGGUAGUUUAGAGUUUCUUCCAUCCGCCUCAAGCUCUGCGGACAGGUCCGGCACGUCCAGCCCAGAUCAAAGCGGCCGCAGGUCGCCCCUGGACGCUGUGGAAGACCUCACCCACAAGUUCCUGCGUCUGGGAAGCCAAGGUGGCCCCCAGCCCUCCGCAGCCUCCUCGUCGUCCCCGGCUGCCGAGGUCGGAGCGCCGGGCCGGGCGGGGGCAGGCCACGCGUUCUCAGAGGACGGCAGCCCCGAGGGCUUCUUUUACGGCAGUCAGGGCGGCACGCAGCUGCCUUCCGACUUCGGACAGGGCGCGGGCCUGCGCUCCUCGGGCCACCCGGACGUCGAGGGCAGGAGUGGGCAGCACGACGCCCAGCACGUUCCGCUUUUUGAUGGUGAUUUUAAUGGACUGGGCACAGAUACCACUUCGGCGAGAUCGUCACAUUACAAAACCGCAGCCACGAGGGAGAGAGAGAGAUCGUUACCGAGGAAUCAGGAGGCCGCAGCCGCUCACACCAAUCUCCAGACCGGCAGCCAACUCCCCGACGGCGAUGAAGCGGGAGUGGCGUUCGGUAACAGCAAAGACAGGGAGAAGAUGUUUUGGAUGGGUCAGUCUGUCCACAACGCACGAAACGGCUCUAGUAAAGUUCUGUACGAAACUACCGAUGUGAACAACACUGGUGUCGUCGGGCUUGGCUUCACAUCGGCAGUCAGAGGGGACCAAGACGUGUUACGCUCUGGAAGCCAGAAGCCGAGAACCCAGGUCCUGCCCACACCUGCGGAGCCCACGGCCCCCACGCAAGUCAGCGCUCUGCCCAAGGCGCUUUCUAUACCUUCCCCGAGCAACAGAGCUGCAGCCUGUGAGGCCCGUGGUCUGAACUCUGAUCAAAUGCCCCUUAGCUCUGCCGGCGAGCUCACACGACGGACCCCAGACUGUGCUCUGAAUUCCGUAUCUGAUGUUGCGAGUACCGCAUCUUCCGGAAUGGAUGAUCAUGACUCAAAGGAAAUUUGUCUUGACCAUCUGAAUAAGGGGUGUCUACUUAACGACUGCAACAAAGUCCACUUCGUCCUGCCAUACCGGUGGCAGAUGUUAAAUGCCAGCACCUGGAUGGACCUCCAGCCCAUGGAGAAUAUUGAGAAGGCCUACUGUGACCCCAAAAACAGCAUCAUUUCUUUGGGAAAUUAUAGAAUCGAUUUCAAGAAAAUGACUUGUAACUUUAAUCCCAUCCGACGUCUCUCCACGCCUUCAUCUGUCCGGAUUCCGAGCGGUCUCACCUUCACCACGAAAUGGAUUUGGUAUUGGAAGAGUGAAUCUGACACAUGGGUCCAAUAUGGGAAGGAGGUAGGCAAUCAGCAAACUUCAAAUAUCGACUCUUCAUACCUGGAGUCUUUCUUCCUGUUAUAUCCAAGGGGGAUUGUGCCAUUUCAGGCGGGUUCACGGAACUACGAGCUGAGUUUCCAAGGGAUGAUUCAGACAAACGUAGCUUCCAAGACCCAAAAGGAUGUCAUCCGAAGGCCAGAAUUUGUGUCUGCCCAGGAUGUGGCACGGAUGAAAAGUGGGCCAGACAGUCAGCCGGCGCAGACCCAGCUGGAGACUCUGACCUCAACAUUCCUUCCUCAGGUGGACUUUUCCUUCCCAUCCUCGAACAGAUAUCAGUUGUUAGAGCUCAAUAACCAGCAUCCGGAAUAUGUCAAAAUAAGCGAAUAUUUUAAAGUAAGCAUGAAAAAUGUCAAGAUUGAAAAGAUAAAGAAGAUCAAGAACACACAGCUCUGGGAUGCUUUCGAAAGGAAAAAAAUGAAGAUGAAGAAGAAGAACGAACAAAUGCUAUUUUAUGCAACAUGCCGUGCCAAUGUGGAUUUUAUCUGUGCGAAUAAUUUUGACUGGGCCUCACAUGGAACUGUUGAAACCAAAUACGGAAAAGGAAAUUACUUCUCAAAAGAUGCCAUCUACUUUCACAAAAAUUGCCAGCAUGAUCCCAAAAACAUCGUUAUGUUCGUAGCCCGAGUCCUGGUUGGAGAUUUUAUUGAAGGGAAAAUGAGUUACACGAGCCCUCCUCUAUUGUAUGACAGCUGCGUGGAUACAAGGUUUAAUCCCUCGGUUUUUGUCAUCUUUCAGAAAGAUCAGAUUUACCCAGAAUACGUGAUUGAAUAUUCCGAAACAGACAAAGCCUGCGUGAUCAGUUAGAAAGGAUGAACAUAGCAUCACAGAGGAUGAAUAACCGUUUUGUGCACCCAUCGAACCAGAUCGCCCCGGAUAUUAUGCUAGUUUGUAUUUUCUUGCCUGGCUAUCAGAUGCCUUAGACUGAUGGUUCCCAAACUUUGCUGCGCGUUUGGAUCAUCUAGAAACUUAAAAAAAUCCCGAUGUCCAGAAUGCACCCCAUUCCAACUAGAUCACACUGUUUCUGGGUGAGAGUCAGGUGUGAAGAUUCAAACGUGUCAUAAAGUUUGAGAACCAUUGUCUUAAUGUAAAGACUGAUUUCUAAAACUUCUGUGAUUGCAGCAACCUUUUUCUCCCAACUACUCUUUUAGUUUACUGUAUGGCAUGGUUUUGUUUUUGUUAAAUUGAAAAACAAAUUGAUUUGGGAAAUCGGAGAGAAAUCUGAAAAUGCCUGUUGAAAUAAGGAUAUGAGACAGUAGAGCCUUGGAUAGAAGAUUGUGAAAAGUUGGCGGAGGGUGUUUUGGAAUAUGUGGUAGGGGGUGGAAUAUUAAAGGUAAUUUAAAUGCUAUUACAGACAUAACUGCAGGACUGUGCCUUUGUGGUGACACUGAUUUGAGGCACACAUUUCAUUAUUUCUACGUUUAUUUAGGGGACUCUAUCCAGGUUGACUCUGGAAUUCAAUUUAAAGAGCUGACAGGUGUGGCUCAGAGAGAAGCAACCAGCUGGAGUUAAUGGCCCAUUUGGCCAAUUUAAGUAAUUAUGGUAAGGUAGACUUUUAUAUUCUAAUCAAUAUGAUUCCAGAGCAGACUUUUUUCAGGUUAGACCUUUAUGAAAUACCUCUAUUUUGGGAGUACCGAGUUAGAAUAAACAGAGUCACACAAGCAUGAUCGAUAAAUCUGAGUGCUACUGUAGUUGUUGGCUGUGACCGAUGAGGCUCACCUAGGAAUGAGGAACAGGGCCAUCCUAUGGGAGGACGGGCCCCCUAAGGAGGCAAGGUUUGUUUCCUGGUGAGCACAGAAUCAGAACAAAGAGAACAGGGCCUCAAACAGGCCUUGCACCUGCAAGGGGCCUCUUUUUCUAAAUAUAAUAAAUUGUAUGGAAUUGUAGUACAAUCAAUUUUUAAAGCAGUUGAGAUGUCUGGACCAAGAGUUCCUUCCUUAUUCUGAAUCACGGUUUUCUUUUCAAUUUUCCUUUUUCAACAUUCCAUACCAAUUGCCAAAAUCUCCUGUUAUAGUUCCUUCUAGCAGAUCUGUUACAAAAAUUAAUUAUCAUUAGAGAUUUUACGUUUUAUAUUUUCAAUCAGUGCAAAAGCUUGCUACAACUCCUUGGUUUAAAGGGCUCCACCAGUAACAAAUAAAUAUACAGAGCUUUUUUAGCGUAGGGUUAUUUUCUGGGAGGCUUGCCAUAAAUAGUUACUCUCAUUCACUUAUUUUUCUCGAUAGCUUCCGUUUUGGAGUUUUCCUUUCCCGAUCUUGACCCUCACGUAGCAGAGACGCAAUUUAUCCAACUCUUUCCGACUGCCUAUUAGAUAUCUCUAAGUGGAUAUUUCACAGGCAUUUCUACUUCAGCAUUUCCAAAACGGAAUUCUCGAUCUGCAUCCCCUAAGCGAGCCAGUUCCUUCCCAGUAUUCUUUAUAUAAGGAUGUGGAAUCUCCGUCCACACAUCUGUCCAAGCAGCAUUCCAGAAGCCAUCCUUGACUCCUUCCUCUCCCUCCCCGUGUGCAUCCAAGCUGUUCCCAGAUCUAGUUUUUCCUCUUUAACUAUCUCUGUUUCCCCUUCUAAGUUGUUCUUUACUUAGCAGACAGGAUGGUCACAUUUUUAAAUUUUGUAUUUAGUCAUCAUCUUUCAAAACGCAAAUAUCAUCAUGCUUUAGAAUGAAGUUCAAAAUCAUCAUCGUAGCCCCACGUGACCACUCCCUUCCCUGCCUGCCUGCUAUUAUUUGUUUUCUUCCACACAAACCACUCUGGCUUUCUUUCAGUCCUUUCGUACCCUUAGCUCAGUGGUUCUCAACUAGCACUCCUGCCUUUUUUUUUUUUUUUUUUUAACCACAAAUACUUUAUAACAUCCGCUUUAUGAUCUUCAAGCUGCCAUUCAGUGGUUAUAUACUCUAGCUACACACAAUUUUAGAAAAAAAUUAAAAAUUAGAUAAAAUUAAUAUUAACAUAAGAGGGAAAUAAAAGUUCUAUAACUUGGACACGACUAUACUAAAAGACCUAAUUAAGUAGGCAGCUGUAUUUACCUACUUACAAUGAGUGAAUUUGAACUUAAAAGAAGGUAGGACAUCAGAAGCUGCUUUGUACAGAGAAGUAUGAGGAAAUGAAACAGCAGGGAUAUGAGUGGACAUUAGAAUAAAAACUAGUGAUACAGUAACUUAUUUGCAUAUAAUACUUAUUUCUAUAAGGACGAAAUAGCCUUAACUGAAAUAAAGAUACUAUGCAAGAAAAUCUACAGAUUGUCGAUAUGGAGAAAAUGAGGAAAUAUAUUUUGCAGACGAGCUGUAGGUCAUACACGAAUGUCUAGUGAGACAUUCAAAAUUCGUAUAGGGUGCAGAAUAAUGCCUUGCUGUGAGGAACUGUCCAAAGUAUUGCCAGACGUUCAGCAUACUUGGCUCUCACAUACUAAAUGCCAGUAGCACCCUCCCCGCCCCCCCAAUCAUGGUGACAGCCACAAACCCAAUUAGCUCUAGUCAUCUUUUUCAGAGCAGAUGUUUUGUGACAUCCUCUUUGCUGUCCUGAGAUGAUUCAUAGAUAUUACAGUCUACUUACACACAUGCAUUUCUUAAAAAAUCAUCCUACUGCCCUAUAUUGUAAUGAAGAAACAGAAGGAAAGAAAUUUGUAGUAAAAAUAAACUGAAUUUCAAUAUGUAAAUGCUCAGGCAUGAAUACGCUAUACGACAUCAUGACAUAAAUAUUUACUCCUACUUAUAGUGGAUAGGUGUGGAUUUAAGAGUCGACAGAGGCUACUUCCUGUAAAAGAAGUACAGGGAAAUGAAAGAUAGGAAUGAAGACCACUGUUAGGGUAAGUCAUAACAGACCAUAUACCUUAUCUGUAUAUGGUAAGGGGAAGAGCGAAAUUACCUUACUUUACAUAAGGACAAUAGGACAAGACAAAUUACAGGUUGUCUAAGAGGGAAAAAAAACAUAUUCUCUCAGUCAAGCUAUAGGUCCUACAUAGAUGUCCAGCAGGACAUUAGAAAGUCGUAUAGGUACAGAAUAAUUCUUCGUUGUAUGGGGCUAACCCGUACACUGCAGGACCUCUGUUAGCCUUGGCUGCAUCCACUCGGUGCCAGUCAUAGUCUCCAAUUAUUAUGAAACCAACAACCAACCAAUUUCCAAAAUGCCGCAGUGAGAACCACUGACCAGGUAAUAUCUAGCAUCUUGAGAUUAGCUUGUUACCUCCAUAAGGAGUCCUAUAGGUCAGAUUGGAUGCUCGCCUCCCAAAUUCCCGGUUUUUAAAAUGUUUUGUGCCUUGCAGUGUUCAUUUUUAGCAUCUAUCCAACUUGAUGUUGUCCGCUUUCUGCGUUAGAAUGUAAGCUCCUUGAAGGCCGAGGUAACCUGUCUUGUUCAUUGUGCUACACCUGAUACCUAGCUGAAUGCUUGAUAUGCUGGUAACAUUGGAUAAAUUUUGUUGAAUAAAGUAAGCUCAGCUAUUUAUAUUUUGGUAGUUGUAUUUCUUGUUCUUCUUCAAGCUCAAUUUGAGACUAUCUAAUAAAAAGAAAUCAAUAUUAA
Molecule: messenger RNA, 7569 nt
Organism: Pteropus alecto (black flying fox)
Lineage: Eukaryota; Metazoa; Chordata; Mammalia; Chiroptera; Pteropodidae
Gene: ZC3HAV1
Product: zinc finger CCCH-type containing, antiviral 1
Exons: 14
Coding region: 930-3869 (979 amino acids)
Molecular function (GO): NAD+ poly-ADP-ribosyltransferase activity
Source: RefSeq, a predicted model, not a curated record